CUGUGGGGCCAAUGAGUGUUGAACUUUAUUAUUUACUGUAAACGGUUGACAGUGAUCUCUUACCUACAUGAGCAGCUCUACCAAGAGAUCCUUCGAAAACGAUUGACCUGAAAGUUGUACACAAUUAGACAAAGUGACGAACAAGACAACGUGCAAUUUAUAAAUUCUCCUCUGGCUAACCAGUUCACAGAUACGUGUUGGCAAUGGUGCUUUGUAUAACUGGGGUUCCGUCUUUGCUGAAGGUUGAACUUUUGACUUAAUUAACAUAUCAAAAUUAAACUUGUUUGGAUUUUCAUGUAAGCCAUAGUUUUUAACACGUGGUAUUGGACUUUUCCAAGCAACUGGUGGACUGGUUAAAGUAGCUGUAUAUACGUACUGCGAUGAUUUGUCGGGAGUUUAGUAGAGAAGUGACGAAAAAAGCGUUUGCAAAUACUAUUAACAGUUUAAUAGACAGUGUAGACAGCACACAGAAUGACGUUUCGUUAUCUACGUUGAUGAUAACAACGGUCAGUGUCAACAGACCUACAAUCUUGUCAUAGUUAUGCGCCAUAUACGUUGAAUUAUAAUCAUAUAAACAUUUUUUGUACAACAUUCAGUAUCACACGAGGACAAUGUAUUGCCGGUCAAAGACACUGCUUUUGGUGAUAUGUUUGUCACUUCCGGCGUUUCUGCCGACGGUGCGUGGACAGCCGGCUGAGAUUGACGGCUGUCCGAUGUACGGAUGCCGCCCCAGUGGCAGCUUCUCAUUCGUACAGGAAGUUCCCCGUGAUAACGUGACGAUCGGAUGGACAACCGGAAACUUCCAGGGACCGGUGCCAGAUUUUGGCGGGUGUGCAGGGAACGGUGCCAGCCUUGUGUGCCAGUCGAACGGCUCGGGACCCGGCUACACGGGUUACAUUGUACUAGACCUAGGGUCCGGAAAAGUGCUAUGGCGCGACCUCGUUCUGAGGUUGCCGACACUUCCGCUCGUCGGCUUCGACGGAAGUUUCUGGGGUACAGACGGGGGAAUCCUCAUGCUCUACAGUGCCGACGGCAAAUCACUUCUUCCGGAAAUGCAUCUCGAUCCCAACAUGCGACCUCUGUUCGGGAUGCAGUUCGUUGAUGUCGGGUAUGGCGCCGUUUUAUUAGUCUCACAACAGACCGGCGAACUGAUCACCACUUUUACCAACGGUCUACCCCUUGCCAACAUGUUUCUGAACGACACCGUCCAGGGCGUGAGUGGCAAGUUCUUGCCUGUCGCACCCGCGGUAACCAGUAAAAACCGGAUUUAUGUUCUUACCGAGUUUGCUCCAGACGAAAAUCAGAAUGACGUCAAUGUUCUCGGCCUCCAGCGUCUGUACGCCAUCGACACAUCUACGUCUCUCGCCAAUGGAAUGAAAAUUGUCUGGCACGCGAACUUCGAGAAUGAAUUACCGUAUUCCAAUGUGUUGUCUGCAUCACUACGAUUCGGUUCGGAAUCAUAUGCGCGGAGACUGACAUCAACACUUCGCGACCCGUCCGUUCUAAAGCCGUCUAUUCUUUGGGACGCCGCUGUUGAAACUAUUUACCUGGCUUUGCCUCCUCCAAUGCUACCGGGGUCAAGGUUACAAGGAGGAGAUCGUUUGUUUGCAAUUCAAGAUACGGGGAAAGAAGGGUCGAUGGUGUUUCAAGCCCAAAUAAGCGUUCAAAAUAUGGUUAUGUACGACGGAAGUGCCGAUCGCAACCCGAGUAACGCAGCCGACCAGCUAUGGGUCUCGGCCCCCGAUGGUCGUCUGUUAGCCAUGAAGAAAACUGGUGUCAUAGGCCACGUACUAGAUAUGCCGGCGAUUUUAAAGACAAACUUUACGAUAACUUCUAAAAUCACCACCGCUCGAGGGCGCGGAGUUGACGAAGAUUUUCUGUUGUUCGGUAUAAACGUUCAACAACCGACGGCAGCAUUUAAAAGUAUUCUGUCCAGUUACGGCGUUGAAGUCAUGAGCGAAACUCCGGCUAACUACGUCAUCGGUGUAGACACCCCGGAGAACAUUAAGGGUAUGCCCCUUGCCUGGAUACUGCCUACCCCUGAGGAUACUGUAGUAUUUGGACAAAUUAUAGGAAUUAAAGGAGACGGUAGUAGUAUACCAGAUCAGCUUAUCGUUUACUCGCAAAUUAAACAAAAGUUUGCAAAAAUAUUCUCAAUUAUUGCUCAGAAAUAAACGUUUUGAAGAUUAUAAUUUUCAUACGAUUAUUAAUAUUUGGAUGACAACGUCAAACAUGUGUAAUGAAAUGCAGAUCUGACUGGUAUAUAUCGCUAAUAGAAGAAACAGCAAAUCGCGACUAAAUAUAUUGUGUUUUGUGUUUGCAAAAAUCUUGCAACACAUACAUGUAUCAUUUACUAAAAUAAAACCAAGUCAAUUUUAUUAAAUGUUUACUUUCAGGCAUUAUUUGUUCCAAUGAAUGUAAAUGACAUACAAAUAAUAGUAAGAUCCAUCAACUAA
Molecule: messenger RNA, 2456 nt
Organism: Dreissena polymorpha
Lineage: Eukaryota; Metazoa; Mollusca; Bivalvia; Myida; Dreissenidae
Exons: 6
Coding region: 612-2174 (520 amino acids)
Source: RefSeq, a predicted model, not a curated record